GGAGAGUCGAGCGGAGGAGGGAAGGGAGCGGUGGAUCUGAUAAGGGCUUGGUGAAUCUGAUGUGCGUGCGGUGAUGAGGUUCAUGAGUGGAUGGCGCCGCUUCUUAAUCCUCGUCCCUCUUCUCUUCUUUCUUGCCCACUUGUUCUCUGUUAAUGAAUUGCAAUACAACCCACCACCACAACGACCUGUGCCGCCCAACAAACACAGCAAAUACAAUCACUUGGUUCUCGGACCCGCUCCCGGGCAAGGCUUCACCAAUCGUCUCCACUGUCAUCCCCAAGGAAUCAAGGCUCUUAACAAAACCCACUUCUCCACUGCCCCUACUUCCCUAGCUGACAACGUUCACUUUGUCACCGUCUUCACUCUUUAUAAUGCCACCCCUGCCGACGAUGAUCGGUCAUCAAACUUGGUCACUGUGGGCAAUGCUUCUUACACUAAACUGGAUAGGUCUAUGGCCAUUUUGAAUAUUUUUGUUAACUUCAUUCAGGCAGCAAUGCCCAGGAGCAAUGUAGUGAUUUUAACCGACCCAGCAUCUGAUCUUUCAAUCCAUAGAAAUGGGGUCACCAUACAUCCAAUUCAAGGUGAAUAUUCGCGAGACAAGUUGAUGCUUCAAAGAAUCAGGUCUUACAUUGCCUUUCUAGAAUCAAGAAUCGAGGAGGUUUCUCAGAACCAGGGUCAUAAUGAACAUUAUAUAUUCACUGACUCGGACAUAGCCGUGGUUGAUGAUCUAGGACCUAUAUUUCAUGAUUAUCCAAAUUUCCAUUUGGCGCUGACCUUCCGAAACAAUAAAGAACAACCUCUCAAUUCAGGAUUUAUAGCAGUCAGGGGUACUCGUGGUGGCAUUUUAAGGGCAAAGGCUUUUCUGCAGGAAGUACUGAAAGUUUAUAUAUCAAGGUACAUGAAAGCUUCACGGAUGCUUGGGGAUCAGUUGGCCCUUGCCUGGGUGGUCAAGUCACACCCAUCUUUUGAUCCAAAGAAAUUCACCAAAGCCAAUGCUUUCAUAGAAGAUAUUGGUGGUGCUGCAGUGUUAUUUUUACCCUGUGCUGUAUAUAAUUGGACACCGCCAGAGGGAGCUGGUCAAUUUCAUGGCAUGCCCUUGGAUGUUAAGGUCGUUCAUUUCAAAGGAUCAAGGAAACGACUAAUGCUUGAAUCAUGGAACUUCUUCAGUGCAUCUUCGGACAUCUCAGAUAUGCUGUGUCUGAUAUUGAAGAGUGGUAGAACAAAGUAUGAUUUUUAACCAACAUAAAUUUUUUCCCCAUAGUGUAUGAGUGGUACCUACAAAAAAUUUCAUUGAACUUUGAAGAAAGGUAGAGAAUGCCCUACGGCUAACAACUAAUGACAGCAUAAGGGAACUACUUAUUUGUCAGCAAGUACGGAUGGCUGAAACAAGUGCUUCUUCAUGUGUGUUAAAUGGAUUUGAUAGAGUAGAGAAAUGGUUACUGGCGUCUACUUGAACCUGCCGCCAAAGCCCUUCGUUUUGUUUUCGUUUUAUAUUUUAUUUUCAUAGUCCCCUCAAUUUGUAUGGUUUCCUAAUUUUAUACAUGCAGCUGAUGUAGAGAUUGUUAGUAUGAUAUGAAGGAAAAUGUUAAUAA
Argentina anserina (silverweed cinquefoil) is the source of this 1592-nucleotide messenger RNA. RefSeq lists its product as uncharacterized. The record is from RefSeq and is a predicted model, not a curated record. Bases 74 to 1237 code for a protein of 387 amino acids. The transcript is spliced from 7 exons. Lineage: Eukaryota; Viridiplantae; Streptophyta; Magnoliopsida; Rosales; Rosaceae.